UCAGUUUCACCCAUCCAUUGAGCUGAAGUUUCCAGAAGGGCUUUCUUAGCCCUCACUUAGAGUAUGCUUCCCCACCCUAGAUCCCAAGGAUGGUAGGAUGGGAGGAAUCCAGAGCAUUCUUAAAGAGGUAGCUCAGGAUGGGAAGUUCUUUUAAUGACAAAGCAGUUGAAGUUUCAUUAUGUCGAGGAACUUUGAGGAAGUCACAAAAUCCAUGAUUUAAAAAUAUAUUUCCUAUUAUACACACACAUAUCUACUUUCUAGACUAAAAGCCAGAGCCAUGUAGGUCUGUUGUUUUACCUUCUCUAUGUUGUAGAAUUUAUGUCGAGGUAUGUCGAGAUGUUCGGCCAUCUUAAAGGCUUUUAUCAGAAAGGGGUCAACCUGAUGGCAGGUGUCUGUUUUAAAAGCAAAGUCAAGGUCUGAAAUCUUCGUGCUCUCAGCUGUUGGCCUGGUUUAAACCAGAUCUGGAUUUAUUUUUGUCCUUGGAGCUCUUCUUGAUGAAAACGUGACUUAUGGGAAACCUACUUUACUGGCUGGUUUGGUUUCACUUUCGAUUCAGUGAAAUAUAAAUGCAUGACUAGGACGAGCAACCUGCUAAAUUGAAAGCUUGAGCCCAAAGGGCAAGAAAGUCCAGCCUCUACCCAGCUGAAUUUCCUGGAGCUGCGGGUCUGCGGGUCUGCGGGUCAGAGGUGGGCGGGGGCCCCUCCCCUAGGCUCGGCAAGGUGAUUAGCGAGGCGACGCGCCACCCGCUGGCCUUCCAGUCCCUGGCGCAGCACCGCGCGUCGCCGGCAGCGAGUGUCCCCGCCUGCAGGGUUUCUUUACAUAAUACCACUUGGUCUGCCAAACACUCUGCAGCUUGGCAAGAUCAUUCCAGAAAGAUGAGGAUAUUUCACGUCUUUACAUUCACAACCUACUGGCAUUUACUGAACGCAUUUACGGUCACAGUUCCCAAGGACCUGUAUGUGGUGGAGUAUGGCAGCAAUGUGACCAUCGAAUGCAGAUUCCCAGUGGAAAAACAAUUAGACCUGAUGUCAUUAGUUGUCUACUGGGAAAUGGACAAUAAGAAUAUUAUUCAAUUUGUUCGUGGCGAGGAAGACCUGAAGGUUCAGGACAGUAGCUACCGUGGCAGGGCCCGGCUACUGAAGGACCAGUUCUUCCUGGGAAGUGCGGCGCUUGAGAUCACAGACGUGAAACUGCGGGACGCAGGGGUUUACCGCUGCAUGAUCAGCUACGGGGGUGCGGACUACAAGCGGAUUACUUUGAAAGUCAAUGCCCCGUAUCACAAAAUCAACCAAAGAAUUUCCAUGGACCCAGCCACCUCUGAACACGAACUAACAUGUCAGGCUGAGGGUUACCCCAAGGCUGAAGUCACCUGGACAAGCAGUGACCAUCGAGUCCUGAGUGGCAGGACCACAAUCACCAAUUCCAAGAGGGAGGAGCAGCUUUUCAAUGUGACCAGCACAUUGAGAGUCAACACAACAGCUAACGAGAUUUUCUUCUGCACUUUUCGGAGAUUAAAUCUCGAGGAAAACAAUACAGCUGAGUUGGUCAUCCCAGAACCACCUGCAGUACCUAUAGAUGAGAGGACUCACUUGAUGAUUCUGGUAGCUGUUGUGUUCUUCCUUGGUGUACCACUGACAGUCCUCUUCUGUUUAAGAAAACAAGUGAGAAUAAUGGAUGUGGAAAGAUGUGGCAUCCGAGAUGCAAACUCAAAGCAGCAAAAUGAUACACAAUAUGAGGAGACGUAAGCCAUCAUCGAAACUUCUGAUCUUCAAGCAGGGAUUCUCAGCCUGUGGUUUGGGAGUUCCUCGGGGCUGCACACAACCAGGGGAAGGAAUGGGCCCGUGGGAAGGUAGACGAUGUAGGACUGAAAAGGCUCAAACACUGGAAACGGGAACCUGGGGAAAGAAGAGAAGAACGAAGAAAGGUGGAGUAGAAAGGGGAGCCUGGAAAGAGACCUCGGUACCUCAAAAUGACUGAGAGACCCAUCGGCGCAUGGGCAAGGGAGAACAGGCACUUCUGAGUGAGGAGCCUCCAAGCAAAUCGUCCGUGGCUCACCCUGGGAAAACAAGCUGAGAAUCCCUGAUGUGGCAGUCAGUUCCUGCAGAAAUGCCCUUUGCUGCGCUCAAUUCCUCGAUGUGUCUUUUGUAUGACUGAGAGUCCCAGUGUUGCGACAGUAUUUAUUGUUUCUAUUUAUUUUGAGUCUAUGGAAUCUUCCUGUGUUGUGAGGGUGUUGGUGAAUGAUUUCCUUUGAAGAUAUAUUGUAGUGGCUGUUAACAUUUUGUUACCAAACUAGGCUUGUUGCUUAAUGACUUGCUUGUGUCCAGUAAAUUAUAAAGUAUUUAGAAGGUGCUUUGUACCCUCUGUAACCAUGAGUACAAAUAGGAAGCACAGAGAACAAACCAUUGGUUUGUAUAGGAUCUUACUUUAUUUAACCCCUUGGUACUUGACUUGAAUAGUCUAAUUCUCAGACCACAAGUGUCUGUUGCAGCAUCUAUUUCUUUUAAAUAUCAGCUUUACAAUUAUGUGGAAACCUAAACCCAUAACCUCAUUUCAUCCCUGUAACAACCCUGUUGUGAUAACCACUAUUUUUAUACUCGUUUUACAGCCCAGGAAGCAGAGAGAUUAAAAAACUUCCCUAAAUCAGUAAAGAGCAGACCUCAGAUUUCCAAACUGUCACCCAUUGUCCUUUUAGACUAUAAUUUACAGCAAUUUUACUUUAAGCAAUUAAUUUAUUCAAAAGCCAUUUAUUAAGUGCCCUUGCAAUAUCAAUCACUGUGCCAGGUGUUGAGUUUGCAGGUGUAAGCAAGACAAAGUACCUGCCCUCAAGGAGCUCGGAGUUUAACAAGGAGCUUGGUAAAAAAAAUUUAGUAUCACAAUUUAGUGUCCUGUCAUAGCAUAAGCAUCUCCUCCUCUUGGAGGAGAAUGAUGGUGUGAAAGAGAAAGUCUAGCAAUAUUGCCAUGAGGAGGAGUAGGCCGGUCAAUGUGUUCUGGGACAGUUAGAUACACUUAAACAUUUUAAUAAUCAAAACAAUUUUAGUUUACAAGAAGAAGACAAUAAUUUAAAGAAUUGUGGGAAAUAACUCUUGAAUUCCUGCUCUAGCAUUAUAUUGAUCCCUGAUUUAUUUGCCUUCACCAUGCAAUCUGAUGCUUGUGUGUAUAGUAUCUGGUAUUGUUUAACAGUUCUUUUUCCUCUAUUUAAGUGCUAUUGAAUUUUGAAUCCAUACCCUUCCAUGAUUCAAAAUUCAAACAAUCUCAAUAGGAGACAGUUAAAAAAAAAAAAAUCUUGGCCGGGCGCAGUGGCUCACGCCUGUAAUCCUAGCUCUUGGGAGGCCGA
Messenger RNA from Microcebus murinus (gray mouse lemur), 3334 nucleotides. Lineage: Eukaryota; Metazoa; Chordata; Mammalia; Primates; Cheirogaleidae. The record is from RefSeq and is a predicted model, not a curated record.